AUGACUAUGAAUGUUGAUGAAGAAGUAAGCAGAUUGAUCGAAGAGAUCACAAGACUCGGUACAAAGAGACCAGAUGGUAAAAUCGUUGUUAAAUAUGGUGUCUUGUUCAAUGAUGAUAUUGUUGCAAACACAUUCGAAGCCUUGCUUGGAACAUUGAAGGCUGCCAAGAGAAAGAAGUUGAUUACCUACGAUGGUGAAAUCUUGUUGCAACGUGUACAUGAUAAUGUCGACAUCAUUAUUUUGUAA
Messenger RNA from Heterostelium album PN500, 246 nucleotides. RefSeq names its product costars family protein. Gene Ontology annotation, biological process: regulation of actin filament-based process. The transcript has 2 exons. Lineage: Eukaryota; Evosea; Eumycetozoa; Acytosteliales; Acytosteliaceae. The record is from RefSeq and is a predicted model, not a curated record. The coding region runs from base 1 to 246 and encodes 81 amino acids.